CACUACAUUCGUGGAAAAAUGGCAGCUGACGAAUAGAGAAAAGUGGAUCUUCAGUCGGAAAACAGACGGCACUUGACAAAACUACAACGGAGCAUACUGGGCCGACGUACCGCACCUUGAUUGUCAUUGUAGAGGUGUCACCAUCGGUCAUCAUUGUUGAAGUGUCUCCACUGGUCACGUGUCACCAUGGGAAAAACCCAGCUAAAAGAUCAGAAAGAUGGCAAAAAAGACAGACCAGGAAGAACAAUUCCACCAACCGGUACAACUCCUGCAACAAAUAAAGAUGCUUUCACCUGGGAAGAAUAUCUUAAAGAAACAUCAUCUAUACCGGCUCCACCAAGCUGUUAUCGUCAGGCUGGUGUCCCACCCUCCAAUGACUUCAAAGUGGGAAUGAAGCUGGAAGCCCAUGACCCACGCAAUUCCACUUCAGUUUGCAUUGCCACAGUGAUGGGUCUAACUGGGGUUCGUCUGCGUCUCCGUCUGGACGGAAGUGACAACAGCAAUGAUUUCUGGCGACUGGUGGAUUCCUCUGACAUUCAGCCCAUCGGCACCUGUGAGAAGAAUGGAGACAUGUUGCAGCCGCCACUGGGAUUUCGGAUGAAUGCGUCCUCAUGGCCCAUGUUUCUUUUGAGAACCUUGAAUGGAGCAGAAAUGGCUCCGGCAACAGCCUUUAAAAAGGAGCCUCCGGGGCCCCCCCAGAACAACUUCAAGCCAGGCAUGAAGCUGGAGGCUGUGGACAAGAAGAACCCAUACCUCAUCUGCCCUGCCACCAUUGGGGAAGUAAGGGGUGAUGAGGUGUUCGUCAUGUUCGACGGCUGGAGGGGCGCCUUCGAUUACUGGUGCAAGUGUGACUCCCGGGACAUCUUUCCUGUGGGCUGGUGCUCCCUCACCAAGCACAGCCUCCAGUCACCAGGCAACAGUGUUACCCUCCCAAAGAACUUGCAGAGUCUCCCAGUGUCACCCUCCAAGCCCAGCAGGCGUUCCAUGCACUCCCCCUACAGGCUCCCCAACCCUCUGCCCCCUCUGCCUGUCAGAAAGGGGGUCCGGGGCCGUCGGCCCAAGAGCGAAACCAUCGCUCUUCUUAAAGCUGUGGCAGAAGCAGCGGCUGCCCAGAACGGAGCCAUAUCUGAAAACACGCAGCUUGUACCUCAGCCUCACAAGAAGAGAGGACCCAAACCCGGAAGCAAGAGAAAGUCCAAGAUUCUGCAGGGUCCGACACAGCUGUCCAGCAUCCUGGUUCCACAGGAAAGCCCCCCCAGUCUCAACUCAGUGGUUUCAACAGUGUGUGUAUAUGUAAAUAAGCAUGGGAACUGUGGUCCGCACCUGGACAGGAAGCAGAUGCAGCAUCUGCCUGACCACUUUGGCCCGGGGCCGGUCAACGCUGUGCUCCAGCAGGUGGUCCAGUCAUGUGUGGACUGUGCGUACCAGCCCAAAGUCCUGCUCAUUGCUCUGCAGACUCACUCAGGAGGAGGAGAGGUUGUCAGAGUGAGGACAGAUGGUGUAGUCCGUGUGGUUAAACUUCCUUCAGCUUCCAGUGCUUCCUUCGUGCUGCGGUUCCUGGAGACGAUGUGUCGUCAUCUGCAAUGUGACAACUUGUUCAGCAGCCAACCGUUCAGCCACUACUCUGCCUAUGACAGGAACAAGUCAGUGAAAGAAGAGAUGUUGGACGCUCCCUCUCUUGCUCGGGGUAGCAAACGCAGUCUCUCUGGAAUCUCUCCACUGUAUGCAGCCCCUCUGUCUCCUAAACAUUUACGCACAGAAGCUCACGCUUCAGAAGCAGAGACUCUGCCCCAUGAGGAGAAUGGCCUGAUAAAGGAGCAGCGCUACAUGGACUCCGCCUCCAACUCCAUGACUCCUCGUCCUCAAACAGUGCGGAGUUCCUCAGAGUACCACUCUCAGGCCAGCAGCCUCUACCAUCCAGGCAACAGCACUCCCAUGCGCCGCCACUCAUCUAACCCCGCAGAGCUCGGCUCCACACAGCCUCUCAGACGAGUUGAAGCAGCCAGCUCCACCACCGGCCCUGAGGCUGCAGCGUCUGAUCGGGAGAGUCAGCAGCUGCCCAGUAAAAACCCCUCGUCCUGGACCAUUGAGGAGGUCAUGCAGUUCGUCAGGGAUGCUGACCCCACAGCACUAGCGCCACAUGCUGAACUGUUCAGGAAACAUGAGAUUGAUGGAAAAGCCCUGAUGCUGCUACGGAGCGACAUGAUCAUGAAGUACAUGGGUCUGAAGCUGGGGCCUGCACUGAAGUUAUGUCACCACAUAGAGCGGCUGAAACAAGGCAAAGUGUAACAGGAAGCAGGACACCCCUGUUCCUGCCGGACCCCUGGGCAACAAGCCUCCAAGGAGCCGGCGCUUAGACACUGACUCAUGGGGCACGCAGGGACGACACGUUACUCCAGACUCCGCCUCCCGAGACUGACUACAUGUUGCACCUUGGUCCAGACUUCCAGAGUGGAGAAGGUGUGCCGUGCUGACACGUUACCUCAUCCCCUCAUCAGUGAGCGAGAAGCUGUUCAAGUCGAAUAGACGCCACUGACGUAAUGAAAUCCCAAAGGAAAAGAAUCCCUGUAGUGUUUACAUUGAAUAGCACAUGUGGACAUGUUUUUCCUUUUUUUUUUUUUACACGGAUGAAAUCUUUUGAUCCUGGUUUUGGAUCCCCCAAAGAUGGAGAAUGUUUCUUCUUAUAUAAUGUUUCUAUUACUGUUGAAUUUCCAAUCAACGGAUUUUCCAGGACGGGUUGGUAAACUGAAAAAGAAUCCAUUUCACGUUCUUCCCUCCUCUUUUCUAGAGAAUUUGGAUGCUCUCGGUCUCCGUGCUGUUGCAUAGCUGUUGUGCCACCUGUCUGCCUACACUAUGGGUGUAUCUCCCUUCCUGAAAAAUGCUCACGACAGUGCAUUCCACCUCUUUCACUCAGUGCUAGACAGACGUAUUCAGAUGCUUGGUCAUUUUCAUGGCGUCAUGUAUUAUUGUGUCUCCGCCUCCCACUGGUCUCUGUGCCGUUCUCGCGCUCUCCGGAGCGUCCAUUUCAACAGACAGAUCGCAGAGGAAGUGCAAACCCGACAUUUCUAAGGGCUUUCUAUGUUAAGUUCUUGUGUUUUAUUUUGUUUUGGAUCAGUCACGAUCAUGUAAGCUCAUUGGUCUCUGCCGGCGGCCUCCGCAUCGUCACUUUCGACCGUUACAAUCACUGUUAGCAACGAAAACAGAUGUGUACAGUUUUAUGGGUUUAACCAUGAAUAUCAGCGACAGAAUGUACAUUUUGUAGAAACGUAAUAUUUUAAAGAAAUCAUAUACAUAAGUUAGAAAUGUGAAGAUA
Molecule: messenger RNA, 3313 nt
Organism: Limanda limanda (common dab)
Lineage: Eukaryota; Metazoa; Chordata; Actinopteri; Pleuronectiformes; Pleuronectidae
Product: sex comb on midleg-like protein 2
Exons: 15
Coding region: 187-2289 (700 amino acids)
Biological process (GO): regulation of DNA-templated transcription
Cellular component (GO): nucleus
Molecular function (GO): protein binding
Source: RefSeq, a predicted model, not a curated record